This is a messenger RNA of Mytilinidion resinicola, 1310 nucleotides long. RefSeq lists its product as uncharacterized. Gene Ontology annotation, biological process: protein ubiquitination. Lineage: Eukaryota; Fungi; Ascomycota; Dothideomycetes; Mytilinidiales; Mytilinidiaceae. Gene Ontology annotation, molecular function: ubiquitin protein ligase activity. The coding region runs from base 14 to 988 and encodes 324 amino acids. The transcript has a single exon. The record is from RefSeq and is a predicted model, not a curated record.
UACCUCAUCAACCAUGUCGUCAAACACCCCCGACAACUCUCAAGCCUUCAUCGCCAAUAAUCUCACCGAUCUCGACGCGAAUCAUCCCGAGGUGCCCGAUGAAUGCCCAAUCUGUCACGAGGACAUAGGCGCAGGCCAUACCGCCGUCCAGAUUACCGGCAUCCCGAAUUGCGCUCAUAUCUUCGGCCGAAAUUGCCUAGUCUCUUGGCUUUCUUGCGGUAGAAUCAACCAAAAUACGUGCCCUCUAUGCCGGACCACGCUGUAUCAGGGACGGCGAUCGCUUCGCGAUCCGGAUCCCGCCAUGAGGCGAUUCAGUCGUGCAAGACUCGAGUUGGCCCGCCUUGCUCGUCUUGGCCAGUCUGACGAAGAUGAGGGUGUGAUCACACGGGAUCGGCCGCAUGCAUUUUUAUUCAAUCGCAUGAUAACUGAGCCUCGCUCCUUAGAUCAAUUGGAGCAAGAUAUCCAACAGAGGCUUGUGGGGGUGAGGCGAAUGGAACACAUGCUCCAGAUGGCUCGGGAUAACCUCCAAAGGGAUCAGGAGGAGCUGACUCGACGCCUGGAAAAUAGAGAAAGCCUUGGACAAGCUCGGCCUGAACCUAUGCGCUCUGUAUCCGAUCUUCACGAGCCUGGCGAGGUAGCGCCCCUUCCUGCACUCCGACCAGAGGCGAUUCGUCCACUUCAGCCGAUCCGGCGGUUUCCUCCCAUACGACAGCCCGCAGACGCCCAGCCAGACACUGAGACCGCUCAGCGAGGAGUGGAAGUGCCUCGGCCUCGCUUUCCAAUUCCUACACCAGCUACUCACCAGCCCAGCGAGUAUUUGGGUACCCCGUAUCUUGCAAGGGCGAUAAAUGGACACCCUCCAUAUCGUCCGAUCACACGGUCCUUGUUUUGGGACCAUUCGGAGGUCGAGCAAUCUCAGCGACGCGACAACGAACAAGCUGCGGUGCGCUUUCGCCUUCCUACGAUCGGUAUUCGCCCGUUCGAGUAGCGCGACGGAGAACGUGAUGUGGGUUGAUUUGGGGGGGGCUGGAGCGGAGAUUGGAGGGGAUGGUGAGGUCAACGAUUUGAGAUUGCUCUUUUGGCGCCGAUUUCAUAUCUUAUAGAACGGCGUCCAAUGGUCUGUCGCUGGUCGUAAUGGCUUGUAGUGCCUUGAAGAACGCAAUUCAGAUGGAAGUUUGUCAUUUUGAGUAGACGGCAAUGGCGCGGGGCCACCUCAGACAGUAGUCCGUCUAACUUUCUGAUAGCACACUGAAGCACUAUAAUACUGGUCAAUCAGUUUGGGCACUUGAAUAUACCACUGCUCUGACUUC